This is a messenger RNA of Penicillium mononematosum, 792 nucleotides long. RefSeq names its product PQ-loop repeat-containing protein. Lineage: Eukaryota; Fungi; Ascomycota; Eurotiomycetes; Eurotiales; Aspergillaceae. The transcript is spliced from 5 exons. The record is from RefSeq and is a predicted model, not a curated record. The coding region runs from base 1 to 792 and encodes 263 amino acids.
AUGGACAAUAAAAUCGCAGAGAAUGUUCUCGGUACUCUAGGCGCAGUUUGCUGGUCUAUCCAACUUCUUCCUCAAAUAAUCAUAAAUUACAGGAGACAUGACACCGAAGGGCUACAAGGGUCAAUGAUGCUCUUGUGGGCUGUAGCAGGGGUUCCCCUUGGCGUGUACAACAUUGUGGAAGAAUUCAACAUUGCCCUACGGAUUCAGCCCCAAAUCCUGACGACACUUAGCCUCCUUACUUGGGCACAGUGUCUCUACUAUGGAAAGACUCAGAAAUACCGAGUUAUGAAAUGCUGUGUCGCAGUCACUUCGCUUCUGUUGCUGUUGGGCGGCAUUGAAGCUGGACUCAUAUUUGCCUUGCAAGCCGCAAAAAGCCAUGGAUUGGAGUGGCCUCUCAUUGUGAUGGCAGUUUUGAGUGCAUGUUUACUUGCAGCAGGUGUACUGAGGCAUUACUGGGAUAUUUAUGUCCACCAGACCGUUCGAGGAAUCAGCUUCAUAUUUGUUGGAAUUGAUGCUGCUGGGGACUUGUUUUCAAUCCUCUCUGUUUUGUUUGGAUCGCCUAUUGAUGUUCUUGGCCUAGUCAUCUAUGGAACUGAAUUGACACUUUGGGUGGGUAUAUUUAUUUGCGGUGCUAUUUUCAACCUCCGGCCUUGGAUUAAAGAGCGCUCUGUUCAGCGAGAUGGCAAUCUCCAGGACCCGGUGUCUCUGCAUCCAAUGCCAUCGUCGACUUCUGUGUUCAGGACCGCGUCCGGAUCUCAAGUGAUGGGAAGGAGGCCAUGGCAGAGUUCAUAA